Molecule: messenger RNA, 1186 nt
Organism: Sander lucioperca (pikeperch)
Lineage: Eukaryota; Metazoa; Chordata; Actinopteri; Perciformes; Percidae
Gene: denr
Product: density-regulated protein
Exons: 8
Coding region: 317-916 (199 amino acids)
Biological process (GO): formation of translation preinitiation complex; translation reinitiation
Molecular function (GO): mRNA binding; translation initiation factor activity
Source: RefSeq, a predicted model, not a curated record
CGGUGCGUAUUUGCCACUUCAACAAUAAAACAAGAAGCGCUGCUAGGCGUGCUCAAAGUACGCCAACUAAACGUUAUUCAAGAAGAAUGAUUUUCUAAAAGUCAAACUAACGUUAAUAAUGCGAGCGGAUUUACUGAACAGACAUCAGUUUUAAGAAUAUAUUUCGCGGGGUAUGUAACUCGACAUUUGUUCUAUCUUUAUUCAGUUUAUUCAGCAGCGUUCAUUUAACGGUGCGUUAGCUUAUUUAGCAUGCUAAGCUAAAGCCCCACUAAACUGAGGUGCUAACGGUGACAGCUGGGUUAGUCAACGAUCAUUUAUGAUGGCUACUACUGAGAUGGAAUCUGGUUCUUUGGAAAGCAGACCAGAACAUAGGACAGUGGGCUCUAACUCAAAUUACCCACUGAAAGUACUUUACUGUGGAGUGUGCUCUCUGCCUACUGAGUACUGUGAGUACAUGCCUGAGCCAGCCAAAUGUAGGGUUUGGCUCGAGAAGAACUUCCCAGAUGUAUUUGCCAGGAUGACUGUAGGCCCGGCAGCAGAUGCACCCAGCCAGGAGCUCGGCACUGGAGAAGCUCCCCCUGCAGGCGAGGAGGAGAAAAAGAAACAGAGGAGAGGUGGAAAAGGCCUGAUCAAACAGAAAAAGAAGACCCUGCCUCAGAAAGUCACAAUAGCAAAAAUCCCCAGAGCCAAGAAAAAAUAUGUCACGAGGGUGUGUGGCAUGGCAACAUUUGACAUUGAACUUAAAGAGGCUCAGCGAUUCUUCGCCCAGAAAUUCUCUUGUGGUGCCUCGGUUACAGCAGAGGAUGAAAUAAUCAUUCAGGGAGAUUUUACAGAUGACAUAAUCGACGUCAUUCAAGAGAAGUGGCCUGAGGUGGAUGAUGACAGCAUUGAUGAUCUGGGUGAAGUCAAGAAGUGAAGACCAAAUAUGCACUUUUACUGAAAUGGAUGUGACCUGUAACAACAACAACAACCUGGCCAAAUGUACACAUUAAGUCAUUUUAUACCUAUUUUAUUUACUGUUCAUAAAAAGCUGCGGACUUGGCCACUCACUUGGCUUUUUUUUUUUUUUUAGUUAAUAGCUGCUUUCUCUCGUUUGCCAAAGGUGUGGUAUGACGUGAAUCCCUCCCAAAUGUUCUUCACUCAAGCAAAACUGUAGGCUAAUAAAUUUCAGUCUCCUUCGCCUGUA